Messenger RNA from Chara braunii, 2494 nucleotides. The record is from the annotation of a GenBank genome assembly. NCBI's taxonomy places the organism in Eukaryota, Viridiplantae, Streptophyta, Charophyceae, Charales, Characeae.
UGCAAUAAAGCCUACCGUCUUCACCCGAAUAGAACGCCCGGUCAUUACAUUAUAAUAGCUGUAUUUGGGCCAACUUGUGGUCCAGAGAGAGCGAUAAUGACCGGGCGUUCUAUUUGGGGGGUGAAGACGAUAGCGUCCGACGAUGUCUGCAAGGAUAUUUGUGGUGGUGUUUAUCCGGCGUUCUCCUGCUCAUGCAAAUUCGAGACUGUAUGUGGGGAGAGUCGAAGUGAUAAUGUGUUUGCUGACACUAGAGGGGAGUAUGUGUACAAUUAUCUUCAUCUAAGCUAUGGAUGGUACUUCACUCUUCUCCAGGGACUGUGCUUCAUGACAAUAGUGUUGGCCACGGGGUUUCGCCCAUCGCAAAAAGUGAAUUCUUGGGGAGCGUAUUUCAAUCUUUCCUUCUUCCUGACGGUUGGCAUGGGAUUGACUCGGGGGUCGCUAAAGUACCUCAACUACCCUGCACAGAUUGUGUUCAAGUCCUCAAAGGUAAUCCCCGUCAUGCUGAUGGGGCCCUUCUUUCCAAAGCUGAGGCGUCGGUACACGGCGGUUGAUUACUCUUCCGCUGUGAUGCUAGUGGCAGGGCUCAUCUUAUUUGUGUUGGCGGAUGCAUCCGUGACACCGCAGUUCCGGUUCAUGGGUGUCGUUUUGAUCUCUCUCGCACUCGUGUGCGAUGCAUUCAUUGGCAAUCAGCAAGAGACAUUGUUCACAGUCUCAGCGAUUUCACAGGAGGAGAUGCUCUUCUGCACAACAGCAGUUGGGGUCCCUAUUCUGAUGGUCCCGUUGGUUCUUACAGGGGAGCUCUGGACUGCAUGGAACAAAUGCUUGGAGAAACCUCAUGUGUACGUCUUGAUGAUUGGGAGUUCGAUGAUUGCCUACAUUUCGCAAAUGGCAGUCCUUUCGCUCGUUGCACUCUUCGGCGCUGCUGCAACCUACAUGGUGACGACGACAAGAAAAGCAUUCACAGUCCUGCUGUCGUAUAUUAUUUUUGCGAAGCCAUUCACAGAGCAGCACAUGACUGGCCUGCUUCUAAUCUGCAUGGCUUUGACUCUGAAGGCGAUACCAGACCCCUUUUCCGGGAGCUCAUCCGCAAAGACGUCAAAGCCAAGAGGAGGCAUAGCGCCAGAAUCGCAGGUGCGACCUCUGCGCACUGCAUCUCCUCAAGGCAAGCAACACGAUGAAGAGCAAGGACGUGAAAGGACAUGAAACGAAAGGGCGAUCAAUUAGCGUUCUCUCAAGCCGACCAGUGACAACAAAAACUUGCAAGUGCCCCUGUUUGAAAAAUUAGCCCGUCUUUUUCCGGCUAUUGAUUGCAUCAUUAAUCUGUCUGGCUGUUGCCAUGGCUACCUUGCUAUCUAUUUGGCUAUGCAGCUUUUUGAUUGGAUGGGUGUCGCUAUGUCGAACUAGCUGUCUAUUUAGCUAUUUGGCUAUCGGACUAUCUGAUUUGCUGGGUGUUUGACUAUAACAAGUUCUCCCACCUGUAGCUAUCUCCAGAUGGAUAAUGCUGGAUUCGAGGCCAAGUGCACAUUUGAAUCUCCCGAUGAAGCAGCCGUCCGCCCUCAACAAGCGAGAGCACUAGUAAAGCGGAACGUCAGAAGUGUGUUCCGUGACGUCAGCAUGCAAGAAAGUCAAUCGAUUGAAGAAUAUGUGCUUAUCAAUUCACCCAGAUUCAUUCCUUCGUACACCGUCGCACUGUACACGGUAGGUGUGGUUGGAGCUUUGGCUUACCUCACGAACAUUCGGUAGAGUUUUGGUGAGGAGGAGGAGGAGGAGGAGAUAAAACCCAACUCUAAACUGAGGACUGAGCUUCUGGUCAGUGGGAUCAACUGAGGUCCACCAGUGUCUUGGUCCAUUGUGUUGUUUCUGGGAUAGAAGUAGAAACUGCUUCCUGGAUUUGAGUCCUUCCUGGUUCCACUGUGGUACCACAGCUGGUACCACAGCUGAUUCCACUGCUGGUUCCACUGCUGGCACCACUUCUGGCACCACCGCUGGCACCACUGCUGGCAGCAGUGCUGGUUCCCAGAAGACAGCUGAUUUCUGGUUCCACUGCUGGUACCAGUGGGACAAGUACAUUCCCUCGUCGACUAAUUUCAGGGGGGUUUACUGAUUUUCCGGGGUCUAAGUUGAUCUAACGGAGGGAAGCUGCUCCCAAUCUUCUGCAGAUAUUAAAGUUUAGUCAUGUUUUUUUUUUCAAAAAAAUAAAAUAAAGUCUCUGGGGUAAUCUGGUUUUGCGAGCUCAGCUGAUUUCUGGAGUCGAUUGAUUUCUCAAGUCGAACGACUUCUGAAGUCAACCGAAUCAUUGAAGUCAUCCUUUAUUGGCGGCCCACUGGCUUCAUGGGGUUCUACUGGGUUCUUUGCAAAAACCCAUCCUUUCUUCAAAUAAGGCGAACGAUAUGAGGUGCAUUAUUUCUUCUCGAUGUUCUCGUGUUGGUGAAGUGUCAAGGAAGCUCAAGAAACACAUCCGUUACAUCAGUAAUAAUAAAAUAAACUUUGAAUA